AUGUUGGAGAGUAGAGCUGUUGGUAGCCCAAUUGUUCCUGGUAGCAGAUUGAGCAAAGAUGAGCAUGGAGUUGUAGUUGAUGAGUCAUUUUACAAGCAAGUUGUGGGAAGCCUUAUGUAUCUUACUGCCACUCGUCCAGACUUGAUGCAUAGUAUGAGUUUAGUUAGCAGAUUCAUGUCUAAACCUACUGAACUCCACCUACAAGCUACAAAAAGGAUAUUAAGAUACUUAAAAGGAAUAGUUGAUUAUGGAAUUAUGUACAAGAGAGAGAUCUCAGAUUUGGUGGCCUAUACAGACAGUGAUUAUGCUGGGGAUUUGGAUGACAGAAAGAGCACAUCUGGUUAUGUUUUCUUGCUAGGCUUAGGGGCUAUCUCAUGGCUUUCAAAGAAGCAGCCUAUAGUUACAUUAUCAACCACAGAAGCUGAGUUCGUGGCUGCGGCUGGAUGUGCAAGUCAAGCAGUUUGGUUGACGAGAGUUAUUGCAAAGCUUGGUUGUGUUCUUAAUAAAGGUACUGUUGUUUAUUGUGACAAUAGUUCAACAAUUAAGCUAUCUAAGAAUCCUGUUAUGCAUGGAAGUAGGCACAUUGAUGUGCGUUUUCACUUCUUGAGAGAACUUGUUCAAAAUGAAGUCAUAAAGCUAGUACAUUGUGGAACUAAGGAGCAGGUUGCUGAUUUAAUGACAAAACCUUUGUAG
Dioscorea cayenensis subsp. rotundata (Guinea yam) is the source of this 693-nucleotide messenger RNA. RefSeq names its product secreted RxLR effector protein 161-like. Lineage: Eukaryota; Viridiplantae; Streptophyta; Magnoliopsida; Dioscoreales; Dioscoreaceae. Bases 1 to 693 code for a protein of 230 amino acids. The transcript has a single exon. The record is from RefSeq and is a predicted model, not a curated record.